AUGGUGAGACCACGAUCUUCCUCUUCCUAUGUUGAUGGUGCAUCGGCAUCGACCGGCCCAGUAGAGCAGCCGCCUCCAUCGUCCUCUUCUUACUCUGUUGAUGAUGAAUUGCGGGGCCCAUUAGAGCAACCCCUUGAAAUGGGUGUUUAUAGUUACAGAUGUCAUGGAGAAGAGCAGCAGGAGGAGUGCGUCAUCUGCCUGUGUGAAUACCAGGAGGGGGACUCGUUGGUGGCGCUGCCACGUUGUCAGCACUGUUUCCACGUGGAGUGCAUUCGGAGGUGGUUUAAGUGCCAGCUAAGAUGUCCCAUCUGCAAUGCAUCUCCGUUUCAGGAAUUGGGAUCCCAUGCUGGAAAAGAUGUUGCUCUUCAAAUUCCACUUCCGCCACUUUUGGUUGCAGGAAAUAUGAGGGAGGGAAACCUAGGGAGCGAACACAACGUGUAA
Molecule: messenger RNA, 441 nt
Organism: Cryptomeria japonica (Japanese cedar)
Lineage: Eukaryota; Viridiplantae; Streptophyta; Pinopsida; Cupressales; Cupressaceae
Product: RING-H2 finger protein ATL57-like
Exons: 1
Coding region: 1-441 (146 amino acids)
Source: RefSeq, a predicted model, not a curated record